CUAUUUUAUUUUUUGCUUAGUUUUUAUAUAUAAAUGUAAACACCACCACCAAAUUAUUAAACAUUAGUAUAGUAAAAGUAACUUCUCAAUUCUUGCUGAAUUAAAAUUGAAAGGUACAUAAUAUAAAAAAAAAAUGACAUCCUUUAUGAGGAAGGGCAAAAUCUAGGAUAAAUACGUGUUCUCUACAAAAAAAAUUUCUCCUUGAUAGUUUUAUUUUGUUCCUUUGCGUUCAGAUGUUUGAGUGGUCUCAUCCUAGUUGGAAUCAUGAUUCUAUCUCGAUGUUAAUAUGGGUUUUGACAAGAUUUUUACGUUAAACAACAAAAUUUUUGUUUUAGAGAAGAAGUGUCACUCCCAAUAGGCGGUUCUUGCAAUGAAGGUAUGUGGUAUGCCUGAUGCUAUUGUUCACGAUAGGAGCUUGUCAUACAAAGUUACAUAGAGACAUUGAGAGGGAAAUCUAAUUUUAGAACAAUAAUCUUUUAGCUCAUAGAUGAAGAACAAUAAUUGUUUGCUUUGUAAUGCAUGUUUUUUGUUAAGUUCGUUGUGCAUUUUGAUGUGGAGAGUUUGGGAGAGAAUAGAAAGUUUUGUUGAUGGUGAUAGAGAAGAGAGACAAACUGUUUGUAUAAACUGGCAUAGAGAGAGGUGGAUGUCCAGAUGGGUAAUGGUUUCUAGUUUCUCCACAUUUUAACGUAGUUUAGUUUAUUGACAUGCUGGAUUAGCAAUCUGCAGCAUUUUUAUUUUUAUUUUUGUGUGCUUAAUGGGUUACACUAGUUUAUUGAAUAUAAACUAGGGAUCCAACUCUUUACAAUAUAAGAUAUUCAAGAGCAAACAAUGAAAUAUUCGCAGGACUUUUGAGAGCUUUAAGUGGGUCAUGGUCCCUUUUCCACCCCUGGUUCUGCCUUUGUACAUGUUAUUGCUGGAAAAGGAGAGUUGGAGAGAGAGAGAGAGAGAGAGGCCACCAUUAACAAACCAAACGAAACCAAGCCAAGCCUUAAGUGUCUCAUCUAUGGGCCGGCUACAUGAAUCUUUCUUCCCCAAUUGACUCUAUCAAUAGGCCAUUUGGUUAGUCAAAUUUAGGAGAUUCAUAUCUCUAUUUACUACACUAGCCCACUAUAUAUGUUGAAAUUAGUGAAAGAUAAGAUGUGUUUGCCUUGAGGUAUUAGUAGAGGGGCUAUCUAUAGAUAUUUUCACUUUUGGCUUGGGCAGGUGAAAUGGUGACACCUGUUUUAUAUGUAUUGAAGUGCUGUAAUCUUUUUCCCAUCUGGCAUCCCCCUGUUGCCUUCCAGUCACUAGCAUUAUGCUCUUAUGCCCCCCAAGAUGAUUAACUCCUUGAAGCCCCUAGAUCGAUCCCACAGCAUAACAUGGAAAAUGGCUGCCCAGUGCUUGCACCUACCUCUUUGAUGGGCCAUACUAAUAAAAUUUUCAAUUUGUCUAAGGUUCCAUUUCAUCUUUUGGACAAAUUUGCAUCACUGGUCUAGGCUCGAAUUAAGAAGAUAAUGCAAGCUGAUGAAGAUGUGGGGAAGAUUGCUAUGGCUGUUCCUCUUUUAGUUUCUAAAGCGUUGGAACUAUUUCUACAAGAUCUUUGCGAUCGAACAUAUGAGAUAACCCUCCAGCGGGGAGCCAAAACUGUGAAUUCUUUGCAUUUAAAACAGUGUGUACAAAGCUUUAGUGUAUUUGAUUUCUUGAGGGAGAUUGUCAGCAAGGUUCCUGAUUUAGGUGGUUCUGAUGCUGCUGGUGAGGACAGAUCUGCUGCCAAAAGAAGGAAAAUUGCUGAUGAUGAAGAGCAUGACAGUGAUGAUGAGAUGAAGAGGGGGAGGACGCAUGAGACUGGCCACACCAGUAGUAGUGGCAGAGGAAGGGGUAGGGGUAGAGGUAGAGGUCGUGGUAGAGGUAGAACAGUCGAGAGGGAGUUGCCUGUUCAUAAUGAGAAAUUUGAAGAUGAUCCUGACAUUUCUCAGCACAAUGAGAAGGAAAAGCAAAACGAUGAAAGGCUGGAUAAUGGUGCAGUUCCUGAAUGCUCCAAGGAGAGCAUUGCAGUUUCUAAGAAUGCAGAAGCAACAGCUCGAAAUUUUGACCUCAAUGUGGGCUUGGACGAGAGUGAGGACUCAACCACUGUGCUAGCCUCCACUACCCCUGCUGUGCUAGCUGCCACUACCCCUGCUUCUACCUCAUCAACAAAGCCUGCUCUUGAAAUGAAGCACGAGGAAUAUCCUGGCUGGUCCCUUGCUGACAUGGAAAAAAUGGCCAUUGAUCCUGUUCAACUUGCCAAUUUAAAUGGAAGGAUAGAUGAAGAGGAGGAAGAUUAUGACGAAGAGGGGUAACUCUCCGAAAUGCCCCUAGUGCUUGCGUUAAUUUACAUUAUACAUGUUGGUAGCUCCUUAGAUUCUUAUAUUAGAUAUUGAAUAGAUGUUAAUGGAUAUGGUUGGGGAGACAGGUAGGCAAUUUAGGGAAAUGAGGAAGUGCUCUAGAUGAUGUUUAUUGGCAUUUCUAGAAGGUUGUAUAAUAUAUUAGUAUGUUUCUGUACUUGUUCACUAAUUAACAGCAAUGAUCUUAAAACAUAUUGAUGGUCGUAAGAAUGUGAGCAUAUCCUUUUUUACAUUUGUGUAAUCAUUCCUUGUUUGAGCCA
Camellia sinensis is the source of this 2623-nucleotide messenger RNA. RefSeq lists its product as uncharacterized. The record is from RefSeq and is a predicted model, not a curated record. Gene Ontology annotation, cellular component: nucleus. Gene Ontology annotation, molecular function: protein heterodimerization activity; core promoter sequence-specific DNA binding; RNA polymerase II general transcription initiation factor activity. NCBI's taxonomy places the organism in Eukaryota, Viridiplantae, Streptophyta, Magnoliopsida, Ericales, Theaceae.